CUUGUAUAACAAAGUAUCACUUGAAAAAUUACAGCCCCAUAACCGAAGAUACAUUCGAUGCCUGCGCGCGCUGUGAAGGCUACGCUCCCGCAGCACCCCAUAUUCUUGAUGGAUAUCUCUGUAUCUUGUUGCGCGAAGGAGGUUCGUUCCCCGAGACUACCUCUACGCAGCUACGACAGAGACCAGACGCACUUUUCUCAAAACCGAAGGGGGAACCAUUCAAGUACUCCCCUCAGUUAUACAUGUGCUUGGAACCCCCGAAGAAUACGUUGGUAGCCCGCGUAUCCAUCCCAGGAUUCAGAGUUGUAUUGAACCAACAUUCACCUUACGCUCUCAGAAUUUGUCAACUCAAUAGCUCCAUAAGUGAGCUUCUUGAUCCAAGUCGCCCAGCUGAUAUGCUCCGGUACCUCAUAACAACUCACGACAGCGGGUUUUUUCACAUCCAGUCGAUUCCCAAGCCCGGACUGACACAAACAGAGGGUCCAGAGGUAUACGAAGCUUUAAUCGGGAUGCGCUCGGACUAUCACGACCGACUCAGUUGCCGCACUUCGACGGACCAGAGUACACUCGACUGGGUUCUCUCAAGAACCACUGUUGUUGAUCCCAUGUCACUGGCGUCGACUUGGCAUCAACGAAACGAGUGGUCAGAUCGAUCUUACGUAGUCCUUCCUGAUCGAAGACACGUUCUCGCGGCGGCCCUCAAAAAGCCCAGCACGUACCCUGUGCUGGUCCUUUCUGUCCAUCUAUGGAAAGGGGCACACGCAGAGGCGCUACAUGAUGCGCAAAAGAUGAAAUCAGUCAGCCCAAGUCGAAACGUUGAUACCAGUGACUCUCGCCAUAUUACGACAUCUGCGGAGGAGGCGAAAGCAGCGUCAAGAUGAAUCCACAGAGCGAAGGCAUAGUCUGCUAUCGCUCGGAGACAUUUCGAGAGAUGGCCGUCCAUACCAUACGUUACAUAGCAUUAAUCCUUUCACUCCUUAUUUUUACCGGCUUAGCUUUCUUCACUAGAUUUACCAAUCUAUUUAAGAGCUGGGAGGUCUUAUAUUAUUACUGACGAUGUGUAACAUUGCCACAUUAUUGGAUAGCGGAGCGGACUCAGCAGUACGAAUCCGCAGACUAGAGUGUCACCUUUAGCAGCUCUUGCGUGAACCACUGGGUCCAUUACGCUGACUAGAGGAGCACCGAAUACAUUAUGCCCUGCAUCCCCUGAACUCCAGG
Messenger RNA from Colletotrichum godetiae, 1218 nucleotides. RefSeq lists its product as uncharacterized. The coding region runs from base 243 to 881 and encodes 212 amino acids. NCBI's taxonomy places the organism in Eukaryota, Fungi, Ascomycota, Sordariomycetes, Glomerellales, Glomerellaceae. The transcript has a single exon. The record is from RefSeq and is a predicted model, not a curated record.